Messenger RNA from Crotalus tigris (Tiger rattlesnake), 4088 nucleotides. RefSeq names its product Yip1 domain family member 6 (gene YIPF6). NCBI's taxonomy places the organism in Eukaryota, Metazoa, Chordata, Lepidosauria, Squamata, Viperidae. The transcript is spliced from 7 exons. Gene Ontology annotation, biological process: endoplasmic reticulum to Golgi vesicle-mediated transport. The record is from RefSeq and is a predicted model, not a curated record. The coding region runs from base 85 to 798 and encodes 237 amino acids. Gene Ontology annotation, cellular component: trans-Golgi network; membrane.
ACCCCCGUCGAGUGACGUCAUCUCGGCGCCGUCGCGCGAUGAUGACGCUAUCUCCACGUCGCCGGUCCACAGCCGCGGAUCGAGAUGGCGGCGGCGGCGGCGGCGGACGGAGAGGUGGCGGUGGGCGACGGAGCCGCGAAGCCGCUGUUUGCAGGUCUUGCAGAUGUGUCAAUAUCAGAAGACAUCCCUGUAGAAGGAGAAAUUACUGUUCCUGUGGGAUCUAAUACCCCAGACGAAGACUAUUCCACAUUAGAUGAGCCAGUAAAAGAGACAGUUAUGCGAGAUUUAAAAGCAGUUGGAAAGAAAUUUGUCCAUGUCAUGUAUCCCAAAAAGAGCAGUGCCCUCCUCAGAGACUGGGAUUUAUGGGGCCCAUUAAUCCUAUGUGUUUUACUUGCACUAAUGCUUCAGGGAGGAGCAGCAGAUAGUACAGAAGACAGAGGCCCUCAGUUUGCAGAAGUCUUUGUUAUCAUCUGGUUUGGAGCAGUUGUCAUAACACUAAAUUCCAAGCUCCUUGGAGGAACCAUAUCUUUCUUUCAGAGCCUUUGUGUCCUGGGCUACUGCAUCCUGCCACUCACCGUGGCUCUUUUAGUGUGCAGGCUUGUACUGAUAGCAAACAGUGGGACUGCUGGCUUCAUUGUGCGUCUUUUAGUUGUGGUAACAAUGUUUGGCUGGUCAACUUUAGCCUCUACCGCUUUCCUGGCAGACAGCCAACCCCCAAACCGCAAAGCUCUCGUUGUCUACCCCAUUUUCCUUUUCUACUUUGUCAUCAGUUGGAUGAUCCUCACCUUUACGCCAUAGUGAAGGUGCUCUCAGCAAAGACGACAAAACCGAAUGAAGGUGUUUUUGUUGCUUUUCAGUGAAAACCUCUCUCUGUGGUUAACCUGCCUGCCUCUUGCUCUGCUUCUGCCGAUAUUUAUAAUGAAUGCUGUGAAAAGGCUGGCAGGUUCCAUGUCGGAAACCACAAACUGCUCUUACUCCUAUUUCUUUGAAGAGCACUACUGAUAUCUCCGUGCUGAGUUCUGUUUUCUACCGAUUCUGUGUCAGCCUCCAGUCAGGAGAAUGGCUAAAUGUAAUCCUAUUCUGGCCAUCGAGAUUGUUGACAAAAGAAAAGACUGUCUAUCUAGAGUUAACUGAUUUAUCAACAGGCCACAGUUCUUUAGGAGAGAAUACUAUGUUACAGUUUCAAAAUAUUUGCUUUCUUGGGAUGGGAAAUGCUAUCCAAUUUCACUUAUUGUCCAAAAACUAAAAGGGAACAGGUGCAGAAAGAUGGUCUUUUUCAGUUUUUCAUCCGUUUUUAGUUGUUCAAAUCAGUGCAGUCUCUUCACUCCCUGCGCAUUGGUUCAAAAGGCCUUGUGGAAGAAGACAAGGAAAGAGCCACAAGAGACCUGGGAUCGCUCUUUAAUGCAGGAGGGGAAAGAAGCUGCACCAGACUAGUCAGCAGUUAAGGGUAGAGAGGCAGAGUUUGGGAGGCUUUGAUUCUGGAAACAUGAAACACAGAGUUCAACUUCUGACCUCCGCGUGGAGCCUGGUCGUCCGAAAGGAUUUCAGCUGCAUCGGAUCUGGCAUCCCACCCCGUGUCCCGCAGGGAUGGCCUCUCUUAUAGAAGGACUUGUGAAAAGGGCCGUGGGUGUCUCUGCGAGUUCUGGCUUUUUAAUUACAAAACGGGGAAGCUAUUUAUUUAGUAAGGUAGGGCACAAGCUGGGCUUUUGGGGCUCUGCACAUUCACAUCCAUUGUGAAGGUUCUGGAAGAAUCUGCUCUUGAAACGAAAUUCUUUUUCUUGUCUAGCCAGAUGUAGGCGGUAGUUGACAGCUUAUACGUGAUUUAAUUCUCAUGGUGUAAUUAAUAGCUUAUUUUGUAUUAUUACCUGUUAAAUUAAUUUUAUUUUGUUGCAUACUUGUUGGGGUUUUGAAGAGUAAAACUGUUCUCUCUAUAUAUAAAUUACUUCUUUGUGUUUCUUUCUGAAAAUAUUUGCUGUUUUUUUCUGUACUGUGAGUUUUAUAGGCCCCUUUUUAUUUUCUCCUAAAAUUCCAGCUAUUGGGCUUUUGUUUCUCUGGGAUAAAUUGCUUUGUUCUCCUUGCUCUGUUUGCCAUCAUAUGUAAAAAAAGAUAGGGCAAGUUGAUAUGGAAUAUUAUUUCUAUGGAAAUGUAAAGGUAUCUGCAGGGAGACUUAAAAGAACCUCUUUAAGGUUAUUUCUGCUUAUAACAAACUGAAUUUAAAUAAUCUCUGUGUAAGGAAAGUUCUUUUUAAAAUACUUGCUGUUUUUUCCAGAGGAAUUUAAGAAAAGGUGCCCUACAGAUCCAUUAAAAUUAAUUUUCCAUGUGAAAUUUUAUUUCAUAUAUCAUUCUAAUUGGGCACAAAUGUCAGCUUUAUCCUUCUCUUGACCGAUAUACAUUGGUCCAGGUUUGGCCUGGAAAUAAAACUUUACAUGGUAAUUUAGAGGUGAUUUGGGCAGCAUAUACAUUUAAUAGUUUUCAUUUGAGUCGGACUUAAUUCCAUCGUUAUGUCUGUGUACUUACAAGGUAAUUAAGUAAGUUUGUUGACAAGGAAAUCUUUUGGUCAAAACCAGAGAUAAGGAUCCUGCUUUCUUUUGACAACAGCAGCUUAAGCCAGUUUGGUUGCUUGAAAAUAUCUCCACUCUUCAACAUUAGGACAACUGGUUUUAGAAAGGGAAACUGGUGUUGGUCUUCUGACUUGAAUCUACCAUUUAAAUGGCAACAGCACUUAAACUUGUAUAGCCCUCUCUAAGCAGUUUAGAGUCAGCAUAUUUCCCAGAACAAUCUGGGUCCUCAUUUUGCCAACCUCAGAAGGAUAGAAGGCUGAGUCAACCCUGAACCUCGUCAGGAUUGAACUGCUGGCAGUGAGCAGUGAGUUAGCCUGCAAUCCUGCAUUCUAACCACUGCGCCACCACGGCUCCUUUGCAGUUUCAUGGCAGAAGAAUAUUGUUCUGUAGGCUCUGGAUGAGAGUUAUGUUUAUAGGUUAUUUUAUUGAGACAAUAUGCUAUCUGUAAAAGUAGUCAACCUGGAACAAAAUAAGUUAUUUGAUGUAGUUAGUCCCACCCCUUUUGAUAACAUGAUACAUGCCAUGUAAUAUGGUGCAAUUUUUUACAUGCUUGUUACACCAGUUGUACUUUUUUCUUAUUUUUUUUUAGUGUUUCACUAAGAAAUUUGCGAUGUGGCGUUAACUAAUCGUUAUUUGCAAUAUGUUUCAGUUACUGUGAUGAGACCUACAGAGGCUUUUAUUUAUUUACCUUUUGCUGGUUAUAUAGCAGCCUGUCUUUUCUCCACUAACACAAAUGCUUGUUUACAAAUAGUAAAUUCUCUGCUCUGGUGACUGACUUUUUAAUAAGUUUUUUUCCCCCUUAAUAUUGAGAUUCAAAAAAAUAAUAGUUAAGAUUAUGCUCUCUUUUUUUCUCUGUUGUGACCAACCGAGAAAACGGGGUUCGAAAGUGUCAGUAAAUGAUCCGAUGCUAUUCCAGAGUGAAGGAUCUGCAGCUGGCCAGGGCAGACCGAGGCAAAGUCCAUAAACACAAGAUGUAUCAUGCAGAAUGCUGUUAUCAUCAUCACCAUUACUGAAAUUUGUAAGACGGCUUAACUCUGAUGACACAGGGCAGUGUGAAGUAAAACAAUCAUACAGUACAAUUUUACAAAAUUAUAGAAUGUGGUUGAUUGGUUUGGAGGUGAUUGAUACAGAAAGAAGGGCAACGUUUAGUGAUGUUCUUAACAAUCUGUCAUAUCCACAUAUUGUUCAUCAUGUGCUGCAGCCAAAGAGGCCAACUGACACAAUUAAUACUGGAGUUGUACACAAUAUAAUUACUAGUGUUUACAUUGGGGCAGGGCAUAAUAUGUGUAAAUUCUUUAAUUGUUUUGUAAAUGAAUAUACUGAUAGGAAUAUGCAGUAUAAAUCUAUGUAGCUCACAAAAUCUUUCAACUGUCACUUUCAAUCCUUAAAAUACCAAAUUUUAAAAUGUUACAUAAGUGUCUAAAACUAUGGUAUGAGUAGGAACUUUGACUGACUCACAGAUUGUAAUUGAAAAGUUGCUGGCAUCUGAGACUACUUUUUAAUAAAAUAAACUCUUAUGAAUAGGAA